This is a messenger RNA of Drosophila arizonae, 1040 nucleotides long. RefSeq names its product Mitogen-activated protein kinase rl (gene rl). Gene Ontology annotation, molecular function: ATP binding; MAP kinase activity. The record is from RefSeq and is a predicted model, not a curated record. NCBI's taxonomy places the organism in Eukaryota, Metazoa, Arthropoda, Insecta, Diptera, Drosophilidae. Gene Ontology annotation, biological process: protein phosphorylation.
UAUUUAUAAAAUGUUUAUGUUAUUUUACAGAUCCGCUGAUGACACGUUGACAAACCAAAGAGUUGCUAUCAAAAAAAUUUCACCCUUUGAGCAUCAGACGUAUUGUCAACGAACGCUAAGGGAGAUAACCAUAUUAACCAGAUUUAAACACGAAAAUAUAAUUGAUAUACGUGACAUUCUGCGAGUAGAUAGCAUAGAACAAAUGAGGGAUGUAUAUAUUGUACAAUGCUUAAUGGAGACUGAUCUGUAUAAACUACUUAAAACACAGAGGCUGAGUAAUGAUCAUAUCUGUUACUUUCUGUAUCAGAUAUUGCGUGGCUUAAAGUAUAUCCAUUCGGCAAACGUUUUACAUCGAGAUCUUAAGCCGAGCAACCUUUUAUUAAACAAGACAUGCGAUCUAAAAAUUUGCGACUUUGGCUUGGCUCGCAUUGCUGAUCCAGACCACGACCAUACUGGGUUUCUUACAGAAUAUGUAGCAACUAGAUGGUAUCGGGCACCUGAAAUCAUGCUUAAUUCAAAAGGAUAUACAAAAUCCAUUGAUAUCUGGUCGGUUGGAUGCAUUUUGGCAGAAAUGUUAAGCAACCGACCUAUUUUUCCGGGAAAACAUUAUCUAGAUCAACUGAACCAUAUUCUUGGAGUCCUAGGUUCUCCAUCCCAGGAAGAUUUAGAAUGUAUUAUAAAUGAAAAGGCACGAAAUUAUUUAGAGUCUUUGCCUUUUAAACCAAAUGUGCCAUGGUCGAGGUUAUUUCCAAAUGCGGAUCCUUUGGCUUUGGAUUUACUUGGUAAAAUGUUGACGUUCAACCCACACAAGCGUAUUCCAGUAGAGGAAGCUCUUGCACAUCCAUAUUUAGAGCAGUAUUAUGAUCCUGGCGACGAGCCCGUUGCAGAAGUACCAUUUGGCAUUAAUAUGGAAAAUGAUGAUAUAUCGCGAGACGCUUUAAAAUCAUUAAUCUUUCAAGAAACGUUGAAAUUUAAAGAACGACAACCAGAACAGGCGCUAUAAAAACAAUUAUUAAAAAAUAAAAAUUAACAUUUUUAAA